Messenger RNA from Manihot esculenta (cassava), 2634 nucleotides. Its product is annotated as CASP-like protein 5B3. The transcript has 3 exons. The record is from RefSeq and is a predicted model, not a curated record. The coding region runs from base 2035 to 2493 and encodes 152 amino acids. Gene Ontology annotation, cellular component: plasma membrane. Lineage: Eukaryota; Viridiplantae; Streptophyta; Magnoliopsida; Malpighiales; Euphorbiaceae.
CAGCCAAUGAUAGAAUGAUAAUCUACUAUUUACAAAGAGAAAGAACUUGUAUAUGGGUCAUAGGGUCAAUGUCAAUUGUUGAGACACGAGAAUUCAUCUCAUCUUGGUCUGACCAUCUGGCGCAAAGACCAUCAUCUGUGUAGUCAAGGCUAGUCAACAGUGAAUUUAGGAGCAUAUGGGUGAAGCGCGACAUAAGGGAAAUCGAAGACGAUAUCAUUUGUUAGGUGAGCAGAUGGUUCUUGCGAUCAAAAGAUAGAACCAUGGUUUGGAUCUUUCCAUCGACAUGAGAUUAAAGGUGGCGGCCAGGAAAAGGAAUUAACGAUAGCAACGUGAGAUGUCAGAGAGCACAAAGAGAAGUUAGGAGUAAGGAAAACAUGACAAACAAAGAUUUGGGAAAUUCUUACACGGUUGUGUGGUAUAUACAUGUCCAAUAUAAUUAAUUUUAAUACGUAAUUUAAAGUUAAAAGAGUUUUCAUAAAAAAAAAUUUAACAUUUUAUUGAUUGGGUGUAUAAAUUAAUUUAUAUGUCUUGAGUAAAUUUUUUAAGUAGUUUUAAGAAAUUUUUUUCUUUUUAACAUAUAAUUAAAUUGAAAAAGGAAACAAAAUACUAGUCUGAUUCGAAUAAUUUAUAUUGAAAAUUAAAUUAAUUUUUUUAGUUAAAAUUAUAUUCUGCUCAAUUUCAGUAUAAAAGUUAAGUUACUUAAAAUAUUAUAAAAUUAAGGAAUAGAGUUUUUUUUUUUUUUUCGGGUGAAAAUGUUAGUGUGAGGUUAUGGUAAUGAAAAGGAAAUGGCGAAAGUGGGUGCGUAAAGAGAAAGGAAGCUGGAUGAACCACCCCCAAUUUGCUGGCGACAAAUGCGGGAGCGGUUGGUUCCAUGAUGAGAUAUCAUCAACCAUCACAAAUCAGAAAAACAUGAUGUUUUCUUCUUCUUUUUUUAAGCAUUUUCAACUCUAAUUAAUUUCUAUUCUCAAACAAAAAAAUAAUAAUAAUCCAAAGUUAAGUAAUUUUGCAGCUAUGGAUAUUGUUAAAAUUCAAAAUAUUAUAUGCGAGAAAAAAAACAUAACAAGAUUAAAUGAGAUUUUUUAAUUAAUUGGAAUUUAAUUUUGUUGCAAAAUUAUUCAUAUAGCGACAAAGUCAUGUUUGUUUACAUAUCUUAUAACUAACCUUAUUUUGAUCUUAUAAGCUAAAAAAUAAGCUAAUAUUACGAGUUUACCAUUUUAGUAUCUAUAAGUACUGAUCUUAUAAAUUAAUAUAUGUUUUAAAUAUUUACUAUAUUCUAUUUGUUUAAUUUUAAAAUUUUAAAUUUAUUUUAUAAAUUAUGCUAAUUUUCAUAAAUUAUUGCAAGCACUCUUAAUUUAAUUUAUGAAAGUUAAAUCCUUAAAAUAGCUCCAGAAGUAAAGGGGAAAAAAUGAAGAUGACUGAAAUUACUAAAUUAAGGAAUAUAAAUUAUGAAGAACAUAAGUUUGAAACAGACCGAAAAUGGAGUAGAAAACAGAAUCUACAAAACAAGACAGAACUCUUUACUCAUCCAGGUAAUGUACGUAGAUCAGCUCAUGCAAGUUGACUCUUGAUACCUAAAAAGAUUUCUACUUCUAUUUUUUAAUUUUAUAUUCUGCUUUCGAAGUCUCUCAACAUUUUGCUUUGUUUCACCUGUCCCCAUUAUACAUAUAUAAUCAUCUCUGCCUUCAACCUUUUCCAUGUCCUCUCUCUCUCUCUCUCUCUCUCUCUCUCUCUCUCUCUCUCUCUAUAUAUAUAUAUAUAUAUAUAUAUAUAUAUAUCUUUCAUCUUUUUAGUUGCUUACAGUUUUCUAGUUCCAGAAAUAUUUGUUUUUUCUUCCACCGUUAUCGAUUUUCUGGGCAUCUCUUUUUCUACUCCUUAAUGUUUUUCUUGCAUAAAUCUCAGUAAAGAUUGUUCUUUGGAGUUGAAAAGGUCUUUGAUUUUCUGGUUCUGGUGAUUUUGGGAGAUGGGAAAUUUCAUGUAUCAAUUAGGUAGCUGAAUUUUUUGCUGGGUUUGGUGGAGGCCGCACAAGGGGGAAAAAUGAAGGAUUUUGCUGGGACUCCAGGGACAUUGACUGCUCUUGCUUUGAGGAUUUCACAGUGUAUUUUUGCAGCCGGCUCAAUCACUGCCAUGGCCACCACGACCAACUUCUUCAAUUUCACUGCUUUCUGCUACCUCAUAGCUUCAAUGGGUUUGCAAGUUAUAUGGAGCUUUGGACUUGCAUUAAUAGAUGCAUAUGCCUUGAUGAAGAAGAAGGUCCUCCACAAUUCUAUCUUGGUCAGCCUUUUCGUAGUGGGAGAUUGGGUAACAGCACUGCUGUCUCUUGCAGCAGCUUCUGCGUCGGCAGGCAUCACAGUGCUACUGUUUCAUGACAUCGGACCUUGUACUUAUUUGAGCGAAUGUGAGAAGUACCAAAUGUCAGUUGCAUUAGCCUUUUUGAGCUGGAUAAGCAUUGCAAUAUCAUCUCUAAUUAUGCUAUGGCUACUGGCUGCAGGUUAGAAAAUUCCUUCAAUGUACUAAUGGCUGCCAUAGAAAUUUUCGUCAUUCUACAAUGUCAAUACAAAACAAAAAGAACAAGAAUAGCAUAACCAUAUUCCACAUUUUCAUUCAUUAGGAUUAUUUCUUUUUUUUUUUUUUCAA